Messenger RNA from Colletotrichum truncatum, 570 nucleotides. The record is from RefSeq and is a predicted model, not a curated record. NCBI's taxonomy places the organism in Eukaryota, Fungi, Ascomycota, Sordariomycetes, Glomerellales, Glomerellaceae.
AUGGCAGCCGAUAUCUCAACACCACGUCCACAUACAGCCCCCGAGACGUCCUCGACUGAGUCGUUCUUCGAUCUAGGACAUGAUGAUCCUCUCCGCAUAAAUCCUGUGGUCCUCUUUGUAUGCAACCCGGACCCGUAUGAAUCGUCUUCGGACGAGGAGACCCUAAAAGAUCCACAUGAUGAGUCUCCUGCUGGAAUUGUUGAGACGGUGGAUGAACAGCCGAAGACCUUGGUUAAAGUUGUGGAAACUGUAUCUAUACGGCCUCUUCUCAUCGGUCAAAAAACACCUAGUUGUCCGACUACGCCCAACGGCACGGAAAAGUUUGGCAUCCACGCCGAAGAACUCCCUCCGACUCCUCGAGCACCAUCAACCCGCCACCUAGGUCGAUUUGAGACCACAUCUUUUCAUUACCGUGUUUCACCAGUCGCAACCACUUCCCAGUUGCCUGAACUGCCGUUACCGAUCUGUCGACAACAGAUCCACGCUUACAUCGCUAACCUCGAGGAGCAGCAGAUGACGCCGCCGCGGCCGCCACUUCGUAGAAAGCCUGGUCGACCGUCUCUUUUGUAA